Messenger RNA from Colletotrichum spaethianum, 402 nucleotides. RefSeq lists its product as uncharacterized. Lineage: Eukaryota; Fungi; Ascomycota; Sordariomycetes; Glomerellales; Glomerellaceae. The record is from RefSeq and is a predicted model, not a curated record. The transcript has a single exon. The coding region runs from base 1 to 402 and encodes 133 amino acids.
AUGCAAAUCAACACCCAAACCCUCCUCCUUGCCCUCAUCGGCACUCUCUCUGCCGUCAACGCAACCCCGGCGUCCCCACACGCCCUCGCGCCUCGCGAGACGACUCCCGACGAGCCCAAGGCCGACUGCUGCUCAUGUGACCUCGAGAACCGAGGACCCAACUACAUCUGCCGCGUGCCCCCAGCCGGUGUCUGUGCCGUGCCGGCCAUCGCGUGCCCACACGACCCCAAGACGCAGGAGCAAUGCUGCUGCUGUGACAUCAGUGUGCCUGCGAUGCGUUGCAAGGCGAUUCCCAAGGGGAGCGGGUGCUUCUGUACCAUGAUCAAGUGUCCUUUCCAGUUUAAUAUGUCGUACUUGCCAAACUAUGGGUCAGCCGGUGGAGUGGCGGAGGUUGAUGGAUAG